Molecule: messenger RNA, 3729 nt
Organism: Notodromas monacha
Lineage: Eukaryota; Metazoa; Arthropoda; Ostracoda; Podocopida; Cyprididae
Source: the annotation of a GenBank genome assembly
AUGUGCCCCGUAUACGCGGAAGGUGGUGUCCGGACGAACGAGGAUUCAAUCUGUGAUGAUUACAGUGACGGGGAAGUGAGUGGGUGGAAAACGAUGAGUGAUGAUCUCAGGACGCGACGGAGCGCGAGGCGAUCCAUUGAACCAUUUGGAAGCUUCCCAGCACUCGUUCCCAAGUUUUCCUGGCUGAAGGAACUGAACCUUUCGGGAAGAUGCAACCGAAGUACCAGAGUCGCACACCGGAAGUCUUUCAUCGCGGCAACUUCGCCAACAUUACCGAGGCGACAUUCUCCGGGUUCCCAUGGAAGCCCGUUGGAAAGCCCCCGGAACAUGUCGCCGAGUCAACAACACUUCGCCUUCUCCUCAGUGAAGCGGGCUGAGGGUCGUAGAUGGUCGGUGGCUUCUUUGCCCUCCUCGGGAUAUGGGACAACCCCAGGAAGCUCUGCAGUUUCUUCGCAAUGUUCUUCGCAAGAACGACUUCACCAUCAGCAUCAUUCUCACCACCAACAUCCGCUACCACCACCUCCACCGUCGCCGACUUCCGGCGCAAUCGGGCCUCAGCAACAGAGCUUGCAUCCGGGAGCCACUGCUCCAGUGGUGGAAUGCUGCUGUUGCGCGAAUAUGUGCGAAUUGUCGAUGCAGCAUUCGAGUGCCAGUGGCACUGGGACGUUGUGUUUUUCGUCCAACGAGUCGAACCCGUCGAUUGAGCUCGGGGUCAUGGAAGACGGGCGCAGGUCGCCGAUUUUGUCGGCCAUGUCGUCACCUGGCAUGCGACCGAGAUCCAGGAGUCUGAGCAGCCCAAUACGGUCACCGGUCAUGGAAUCCGGAUCGGAGAUAGUGCUAAUGAACGAGCUCUACCGUGAGCGGUUCCCGAAAGCAACCCAGCAGAUGGAGGAGCGGCUGCAAGAUUUUCUCGACGAGAACUCGGGCGAGGACAUCUCAGAUGGUAUUCUGCGGUUCGUUCACCACCAGGUGAUUGAGCUCGCCAAGGACUGCCUUCAAAAGUCGCAAGAGAAGCGUGUCACUUCGCACUAUUUCUACGAGCUAAGCGAGAACUUAGACCGGCUAUUAUGCGAGACGCGAGAAAAAUCAGCCGAAGCCGCUGUGCAUUUGUCUGGCCUGGUGAAGAAGCUAAUGAUAAUUAUGGCCCGACCUGCGCGGCUGUUGGAGUGUUUGGAGUUUGACCCGGAAGAAUUUUACCGGCUUCUGGAACAAGCUGAGGGUCAUGCAAAAAUGUCGGCUGAAAUUGGGACUGCGUGCUGCUCGAAGAGUGAAAUUCCGCGUUAUAUAAUCUCUAAGCUGGGCCUAAACAAGGAUCCACUGGAAGAGUUUCAACAAGAUCUUCAACAACUUCAAAAGGAUGCUGAAAGAGAGUCGCUUCUUGAAUCCGGUGAAGCGGCUAGCGACGCAGAAGCAAAUGAAGACGAACAACAAGACGACGAGUCUGUAGACGAGGAAGAGGAGGAGGAAGAUGAAAAGACAGCUAAGAAUGAUCAAGAGUCGGGGGAGAAGUCCAAGACUCGUGGCAAGAAAUCAAAAUCCAAGGGAAAGACCAAGAGCGUGCACGCUAUGGCGACAAAUUUGUACGAAGGGUAUUUGGAUAGAGAAGCACGGCAAUUUGAAGAUCAACAAGUGUUCGGAACGCCGGAAUAUAUUGCCCCUGAAGUUAUUUUGAGGCAAGGGUACGGCAAGGCUGUGGACUGGUGGGCCAUGGGCAUCAUUUUGUAUGAGUUUCUCACCGGCUGUGUUCCAUUUUUCGGUGAGACGCCAGAGGAGUUGUUCGCGCACACUGUUUCGGCCGAGAUUGAGUGGCCAGAGGAGGACGACUGGCCAGUGGAUGCUCAAGCCAAGGCGCUGAUAACGGAGCUUCUGUGCUUGAGUCCCAUCGAACGACUGGGUACUGGAGGGGCUGUGGAAGUCAAGGCACACCCAUUCUUUGCUGAGCUUGACUGGGACUCUGUCUUGCGACAGAAGGCUGCUUUUGUCCCGCAGUUGGAAGGCGACGAAGACACUUCUUACUUCGACACACGAACAGAUCGUUACAACCACAUGACGGAGGACACGGACGAUGCUGACGAAUCACUCAUGUUCUCGUCAUUCUCCUCGUGCUCGCCGCGAUACAAGCGGUGGAUGAGACCGGAUUCGGAUAACUCGGGUCCAGAGUCAUUCACCGAUUCGCCACUGGAUAAGAGGGACACUGGAGGGGCUAGUCGGUCUUCCUUUUCAUCAUCAUCAUCGUCCGCCGUGACGCACCGCUCUGGAGUAGACGGUUCAGGUUCGGUGGCGAACAGCGGUGGUGUGACUGGUUUUAGUACUCCGGAAUCCAGCCAGACGGAAGGAGAAGAGGCGUCGCCUUUAGUGCAAAGGCGCACGCGGAAGGUCAACGCGGUUUGUUCCAAAAGUGGAACCCCGCCAACAAAAUCUUCGGAGGGUGUCACCCGACCUUCAGCCCCAUAUGGCAUGCAUCUUAAGCGACACAGUUUAUCUGCUCCUUCCACUCCGCCUAUUGCGCAUAAUACUACUUCUCCUCUUGCAACGUCCGGUGAGGAAUCAGCAGCUGUGAAACGUUCCGUGUCAACGGGCACUCCUGGUGCCCAACAGCAGCAAAGCCAAGGAUACGCAGCAUCUGGAUCAUCUUCGUCCUCAUUAUCAUUGCCGAGUUGCCCGAUCACCAGCACUCCAACAAUCGCUGCAGUUUCUUCAUCCGCUGUAUCACCACUGAUGAAGCACGUAUCGCGAUCUGCGAUCAUCAAGAGUGCCUCUGCAUCUGGUCUAUCUCUCGUUAUACCACCUGAUGAUCGUUACGUGCAUGGACAGCCGUUGCCUUCCCCGGGUGGUGGAUCCAGCACUGCGAGUUCUCGGGAUCCUUCGCCUAGUCGUGAAGGUUCCCCUUUGAUAUCCUGUCUAAAACCACCCAUCAUUCUUCGUCGAUCCCCUCAGGGAUUCGGCUUCACUAUGCAAGCGAUCCCUGUCUAUUGCGGGGAUAACUCCGAUUACUACACGGUUCAUCAUAUCGUAAAGCAUGUGAAUUGUGGAAGCCCAGCGUUUGAGGCUGGUUUGAGGCCAGGAGAUUUGCUGACGCAUAUAAAUGGGGAACCUAUUCAUGGACGACUUCACCCGGAGGUCUUGAGCAUGUUGCUUGCGGGCGGCGAUAGCGUGACUGUGAGAGCCACUCCUUUGGAGAAUACUUCGAUCAGAACGGGUGGUAGACGACGUAGCUUAUCGAAAGCGAAGCUUGCUCGUCCACACAGGAGACCGUAUCGCAAGGGUACUCAUCACAGAAGCCGUCGAGACCCGCGUUCGUCAGUUUCCGGCGUGAAUUCCGGACUCCUUGGUCACUACAGUCGCGCAACAUCCCCGGGCCGGAAUGGGUCAGUUGUCGCUGCAGGUUCUCCUCACCACGCGGCAACUUCGGGUCCCCACUCACUCCACGCAAUUCACGGACAACCCGCACCUUCAGGGGCGCAAAUCACCAUGCAUCAUCACCAUCCCGCGCAGCUGUUGAACCAGGGUGUUGGAGUGCAUCACCACCACCUCCUGCAACACCCUCAUCACGUGCAUCCAAUGUCUGGUCAUGCCCAAGGGUUUGCAGCUGGACCAGGUGGCGUUCCUCAAGCUCGCCCGCGAAAGGGUUCGUCGUUGUUGAGAAAAUUGAGCAGCAAACGGGCGUCUGCAGAGUUUCACCACCAGACACUGUUCACCUCGUCCACCGGUUAUCAUUUGGAAUCUUGA